GGGACGCGACCAGGGCGUCGCCCCGGCUGACAGUGACCCGGCCCCCACUUGUCCGGACAGCAGCGCUGGCUCGGGGACGUAGGAUUCCCUUAUUAGGACAGGAUCUCCAUAAGUUGUUCCUAAAUUAUGAUCUCCUGCUUCAGCGUCUGAGUAGCUGAGGUUACAGGCAGGUGCCCGAGCACCCGACACAGGUGCUAAAUGUUGGAUGGAAAGCUGUUCCAUGGUGAGUGACGUGUGGCCAGGUGGCAGACACAUACACGGUGAAUGCUGGACUGAUGGGCGUGUCCCAGAGGUGCUGGUGCUGGGUUCCUUGUGGGUGUGACUGGAGGAUGGAUUUCGCACUGGACAGACCCGCAGAAGGCAGUGGGUGGAGCCCGCUUGGUGGAUGGUGGUUGGAAGGCUGUGGAGUGGGUCUCGGGGAUCAAGCUGGGUCGCUGAUGUGGGCAACGACAGAAGCAGAGGUCCAUGCUGCCAAGAAGGCUGAGCAGGCCUUGACGGUAGACAACGGGCUGCGGGUGAUGGGUGGCCAUGGGUGGUUGCGGGGAGCCUGGGUCUGAGCGGACACGGGCCUGGAGCUGCCUCCGAUUGGCAGGGUUGGCCUGGCAAUGAGGAGCCGGCACCCUGCCGGGUGGGCGAAGGGGUGCUGACUCAGAAUAAUGCUCUGGCGCACCUGGCCCUGCGCACCUGCGCGCAGGUGUGGGUAGCCACGGAGGCGGAGGUGCUCUUGGCGCUAUGGUCUUCUGUGAGUCCCUGGGCCCCAGCUCGCGCCCACGGCUGUCUGGAUCUCGAGACCUCCAGGUCCCUGUCCUGGCUGCCCGGGCCCUGGUGAAGUUCCAGCAGCGACCUGGAUGGGAUCUCAGGUGAGGGAGUCUGCGGUGGGUGGGCCUGGGCCUCCCUCCCCAGGUCUAGUUCAGCCUGGAGUAGCAGCCCCUCGGACACCCACCAGCUCCUCCCGCACUGCUGCCCUCUCCUGUGUCCUGCUGCUGUCCACAGGGGUGUCAGCCUGCCAGACCCAGCCCCUGGCUGCAGUGCAGGGAACUGAGGUUGGCCUGUGACUUCUGGCAGGCCUCUUCCCAAACCUUGCUUUGGUGGCCUUGGCCAUGGCCCCCGUGGGGUGGGUGAAUGUGGCAGGCGGGACAUCAGUGUUCCUCAGAGGAGGGCCCUGAGGACGUGGCACCCUGUGUGCAGUGAGAGUCUCUGUCUCUGACUCUCUGUCUCUGUCCCUGUCUGUCUCUAUCUCUCCCUCUGUCUCCCCUCCCUCUCACCCUCAUUUUUUUCUCCCCUUCCCCCUCCCUCUCUGAGGAACUGGGCACCUUGGACUCUGGCUGAUGUUCCUGCAGGGGCUACUCUCAGCCUCCUGGCUCCAAACCCCUGUAAGGCCUGGGUGCUUUGUCCCUCCCCUCGCCACUCCCUGCCCAGGACCAUGCUCCUUCCUGCUCCCCACCAGGGCCCCAGGCCUCCCAGGCCUUCCUCCCAGGAAGUCUCCCCUCCUCUAGCCCAUGCCCUGCAGCCCUGGGCACUGAGGGGCAGUGUCCAGUGCCCCCUGUAGUGGGGCUCAGCAGAUCUAGGCAGGGCCAUGUGUGGGUGUGGGCUCCAGGAGGAGAGAUCGGUGGCAGUAGUCCCUCACUCAGCCUGUUUCAGUGCAGCUGUGGCAGCAUGAGCACCUCCCAGUCCACUGUGUCAAAGGAAGGCCUGGCCAAGGGCAGGGGAGGCCCCACAGGGAAGGCUGCAGUGGGCACCUGGGAGAAGGGCCCUUGGCUGGGCCCUCAGCUGCCUUCCAUCAUGGUGGAGCCCAUCGAGGUGGCUGCUGUGGAAAGCGGGAGCUGUGCUGACCCCUGAGGGCACCCAGAGGAGGGAAUGCUGAAGGACAGGAAGCUGGUUAUUGUCUGGGGAUCCCCCUCCUGACCUGAGCUGGGCCCGAGGACACUGUGGUCUGUACACGUGAGCUCAGCCCAGAGUAUAGGCCCGGGACUGGAGAGGACCCAGCACCCCACUAGCCCCAGAGUAGAUAGGCCCUCUCCCCAACCCAGAUGCCAGGGCAGUGGGGGAGAGGCCAGAAGGCCCUGGGAGUGCUGCAGUUUUAAACCCUGGGCCAAGCUGUGAGGGAGGACAGGGUGGGAGCAGACACCUCUCAGGAAGUGUUGCCCACUCGUGGGUGGGGAGUGCAGGAGCCUGAGAGCAGAAUGUGGGGUGUUGAGACAGAUGUCUACCCCCAAACACGGCACAGCUGUACUGGGGCAGAAUGCCAGGUUACUGGAGACCCGGCUGGGAUGGGCUCAACACAACACCCUUGGUAGGCUUGCUGUCUGCCAGGGGACCCGCGUGGAGAAGACCUCCCCUCGAACCUGGAACCCUGAGGAUCUGAGCAAGCAGGGCAGGAGCGGCUGGAGGCGGGGCCAGUAACGUCCCGCCCCUCGACCGGCAUCCUGAGCCCCGGAAUCGGCCAACGGCUCCCCCUGGCGGGUGAGAGGGAAACCUGCUACAGAAAGAGGGAAAUCGCGCCCCAGACGCUCCAGUGGAAUGCCCCUAGGAAGUCUGGGGCUGCUCUGACUUGCCUCUUGGAUCUGAUCUGCUGCCCACAUUCCCCGUCCAUCACUCAGGCUUGGCCCUCUGUGGUCACAGUCACUCCUGAGUCACCGUGUGUCCCCUCUUCUGGCCCAGCUGUGCCCUGGCCAUCAUGGGUCCACCUUCACCAGGGCCUGCGUCUCAGCAGGUGCUGGGGCUUUGGGGUGAGCCUGGAGGACAGGCCUCCUGUUGUUGAGAUGCUGUCCCCACGGAAGUUGACCCCUGGAACAGAGCUGCAAAGCCCCCAGGAGCCUGGGGGUCCAGCGACACCAGCUUGGGGCACCCGACGGUCGAACAGCAGGGUGGAGACCAAGGCGCACCAUGUGGACUCCACAAAGCCAGGCCUGGGCACAUUUCGGCGGGCCUUGUCCUGGGCAAGCCCUCGGGGUGCCACCCAGCUGCCCAAGGAGGACCCAGGCCGGCCCCAGCGAAGCUCCCGGGGCUCCCUGCUCCAGUCCUUCCGGCGAGCUGUGGGUCAGGGUCCAGCUGCUGGCCAGUCCCAGGUUGCUGCUGUGCUAGAGGAGCCCUCUGUGGUCAGGAGUGGUGCCAGCCAGCAGGCAACAUCUUGGCUGGGCCCUGAGGAAAUGGAGCCUGAGGCAGAAGGCAAAUCCGUGGCCGACCUCAUCACCGAGCGGCAACUGGUGGCGGCAUUCGAGCAGCUGCGACACCUGGAGAUGCGGCUGGCCUCAGAGAAGGCAUCUCACACCUUUGCGCAGGACCCCACAGCCUACGCGCGGCGCGCCAUGGACGUGUGCCUGCACUACGAUGGGCUGGCCGCCGAGAUGAGCGCCAUCGUGCGCGAGACAGCCGCCGCCGGCCUCCCCGCGUGGGAGACCUACCUGCACGCCUUCCACAGCGCAGUGGCCCAGCGCCUGCAGGAGCUUGCGCCCGAUGCCCGCGGCUGUGAGCAGCUCUACCUCCUGCUGGAUUGGGCCGCCAACAUCUACGGCAGUCCUGACUUUCUGGACACCCCGGACCUGGCGCUGCCCAAGGAGCCGCUGCCCCCGCUCCUGGCGCCCGAUGUGUGGGCGCAGCUGGAAAGUGACUACACCCGCUUCCUAGAGAGCAAGAUCGAGAGCUGCUUCGACCGCAUCCUGCAAGGUGUUUCUCCUCCAGACCCUAUGCCUGUACCUGUGGGAGAGUGGAGCAGGGGCAGAAAUGACAGGGGCCCCAGCCAUGGCCCAAGGGAAGAGAUGCAGGCUCUGCGGAGAUGGGCAUGCUGCACCAAGAGAUGGAGGGUUUGUCCUGGAGCUGCCAGGGGGAAACUGCCACACAGCAGGGCUGCCACCACCCUGCUGACCUACCCUUCUAUGACUCCCAGAACUUUGGUGUUGUUCUCUCACAUGACUGUUCUCGCGGGCACCACACUGUGCAGCUCCAGGGACUGCCCUUCACAUUAUAGUCUAAAUGAGUGGAGCAGGUGUAGUGUCCAGCCUUUGGGGCUGUGUGCUGUGCCUUGCUCCCCAGCUUGCUCUCUUAUGCUCUGGCCCUUCACCAGGACCAGUCUUCUGGACAGGUUCCCAGGAACCCUGGAGGAGUUGGAGAAGCCCCUGGUGGUGGCUAUCCACAGCUUCCAGAAGCACUUGCUCCAAGGCUUGCAGAGUGAUGUGCAGCCGCUCUUCAGGAUUGUAUGCGCCAAGAGCUGGCUGACGCAGGACACACUGAGUCCCCUCAUGGACAGAGUGAAGGCCUUUGCAUGCCACCUCACACACAUGGCCCCUCCGAUGGCACAGGAUGUGCUGCAGGAGGCGCACCGGCUUGUGGUCCGUGAGUACCUAGCACAGGUUCUGAGGCCACACAAGCGCUUCCGGGGUGAGGAUCGAGUGCGUGGCUCCCAGAAGAUGAGCGAGGAUGCCCAGGCCAUUAGCGAAACCUUCCAGCACUUGGGCUCUGAAGCCACAUGGCUGAACCAGGCCAUCCCAUGUGUAGCUGAGAUCCUGGGCGAGAGAUACAAAGAUGACAUCCAGCGGCACCUGGAGACACUCAUCCAGAGCUUCCCAGACAUCAGACGCGACCAUGUGCUGGCCAUCCUGGCGCUGCGCAGACUGGGCCACCGUCGGAACCAGCGCCUGCUGCAGCACUCACAGGACCUGCUGAGGGCCGGGUCUAGGGCCAGGGGUGCAGGGCCUGCCCAUCAGCGUGUGCUCUUUGAGGAGAUCCCUGUGUCCGUCUCUGUGGAUGUGCUGAUCACCUGCAUCUAGUGCUCCAGACAGAGGGCUGCG
Molecule: messenger RNA, 4787 nt
Organism: Fukomys damarensis (Damara mole-rat)
Lineage: Eukaryota; Metazoa; Chordata; Mammalia; Rodentia; Bathyergidae
Gene: Exoc3l4
Product: exocyst complex component 3 like 4
Exons: 16
Coding region: 2763-4766 (667 amino acids)
Biological process (GO): exocyst localization; exocytosis
Cellular component (GO): exocyst
Molecular function (GO): SNARE binding
Source: RefSeq, a predicted model, not a curated record